GCGACGUGCCGUUCCGCCACCACGUGAGACCAUAACGUACAAUCCUAUUCGUGUAAUAUAAUACUAUUACAUAUACGAAAUACCUAUGAAUUAACUUAGCGUGUAUUAUUGUGUAAUAAAUUGGCUUGAGAAUUUUUUUUCGUAUUAAUUUCAAAAACAAAAGAUUUGUAACGACCUGUACUAAAAUUUAGCUGUUCGCCCGUAAGUGAAUAUGUUUUUUAUGUCUCCUGAGUAUAUUAAGAAGAAACAUGCGAGAAAUCCGGAAUUUGUUUAAAAACCAUUUCAGUUUAUUCAACACCAUGCUGUCAGUGGUUUACCCUUGCCGUACGAGUCUCGGAAUGCGUUGAAUGGACGUUAAUUAAAAGAGAAACAAGAAUAUAUGCUUUUUACACAAAGAAUAGUCAAUUUGUAUUUGUGGGUGCAAACAUAAAACCUUAUCUAGACAUUUAAGCUUUUUACAUGUCUUCCUAAAUUUACUUGAAACAAAUACUCUUGGAUCUCGAGAAAAAUUCUACGGCCUAUUGGUCUCGCUCGUUGGACAAUAUGAUUCCCCACAUGAACAACACUACAAACGGACUCGAUGCAUUCGGGAUGAACACGACCGACGAGAUUUAUUGGGCGGACAGUAAUCAGUUCGAGUUGUCUUGGUGGCAUCAGCUCGCUUGGACAGUGUUGUUUGUGCCAAUGAUCGUAGUAGCUACCGGUGGAAAUCUGAUAGUCAUUUGGAUAGUGAUGACCAACAAGCGGAUGCGCAACGUCACCAACUAUUUUCUGGUCAACCUUUCUAUAGCGGAUGCCAUGGUUUCUUCUCUGAACGUUACCGUCAACUUCAGCUACAUGCUUACGAGCAACUGGUCGUUUGGCACAAUUUACUGCAAGAUCAGUCAGUUCGUUGCGGUGGUUUCCAUAUGCGCGAGCGUGUUCACGCUGAUGGCCAUAUCCAUCGAUAGAUACAUCGCCAUCAUCCAUCCUUUGAGACCUCGGUUAGGGCGGAGGACAACGCUAAUGAUAGCUACGGGCAUAUGGUUGAUCAGUACCGUGUUGUCCAUACCGAAUCUGAUAUUUUUCACGACUACGACCGAACAGUUCCCGAACGGCGAACAGCGGGUGAUUUGUUACGCCGAGUGGCCGGACGGCAUCACCACCGAAAGUUUCCAAGAAUACGUGUACAACGUAUCGUUCAUGAUCAUUACCUAUUUCGUGCCAAUCGGCCUAAUGGGCUUCACGUACGCCAUGAUCGGCAACGAGCUCUGGGGUAGUCAAAGCAUCGGCGAGUGCACACAGAGACAGUUAGAACACAUCAAAUCCAAACGACGGGUGGUCAAAAUGAUGAUUGUCGUUGUGACAAUUUUCGCUAUUUGCUGGUUGCCGUACCAUAUAUACUUUAUCGUCACAUCUCACAUGCCGGAACUGAUCACUGAACCAUACAUACAGGACGUGUUUUUGGCGUUUUACUGGCUCGCAAUGUCCAAUUCCAUGCACAACCCGAUUGUCUACUGUUGGAUGAACUCCAGGUUCCGUCAAGGGUUCAAGCAGUUUUUUUCGUUCGUGCCGUGUAUUAAUGUCAGAACCGGAAGCCUGAUACGACGGGAAGUUGUCACCAGCAGGCACCGUAUGCAUACCUUUGAACCACCUGUGUACCGACAACGGUCACUUGAGGCCGCCUCCACGGAGACCACCGAAAAAAUCCGGAUGCGACAGCAGCAACGAGGGCGGAAGCAGCAACAGCAGCAUCAAUACUGCGGCAACAACGGGCAGCAACAGGACUGUUCAAGGAGAAAAUACAAAUUCCGUGUCUUGACAAAAGGACGAAUGUCCGACUCCAAGGAGUGCGACAGCGCAGAUUUGGAUAUGACGGAAGUGACUGCCAUGUGAGAAAGACAGUGCUUCCGCUGACGCUGUUGUUUUUUCCGGAGACAGAAUAUUAAUAGUAAUUAUCAUCCAGCGGGCUCGUUUUAAUUUAUAUUUUAUUGCUCUAUAUAUAAUUGCGCGCGCAGCCAGCCGCAGGUGGCGAACAACGAUAAUAAUGUAUAUUUUAAAACAAAAAAAAAUAAAAAAUGAACUUUUCGUUGAAACGGGCAUGCGAUAUGCAUUAUAAAUAUGCGUCAUAAUUUAAUCGUCGUCCAAACUUUCUAUAAAUUGACGUUUAAAUGGAAAUAUUGUAAGUGAAAAUUACAAACACUUUAUAAAACUUUAAAAUUGAUUUAUAAAUAUCUGUUUUUAGACAGCCGACUUUUACAUAACGUCAGGUUAAACUAAACCGGAAACCCAAAUCACCAGCUUUUACGAAAAUACUAUAAAAUGUUUUGUCGGAAAUCUAGUUGACAUAAUAUUAUUACAUGGGUGCCAAAAGUCUUGUACGCACUUCAGAAAUUUCUUUUUUCAGGAAAAAUUAAUAAACUUUCGGUCUGAACUAUUUAAUAUUCGAUCUUGGGCAAUUUUAUUGAUUGACAUUCGACGUAAUUAGUUUUAAAACUUUAAACGAGUUUCUCUCUUAACACAUAUUUUCGAGAAACUCUUUUUUCCCCUACGUUUUAGUACGGUCGGAUUAACAUAUUUGUAAUCGAAAUUUUGAAAAGAGAAAAAAAUGUUUAUUGUCUGAUAUUAUUUUUACAAAAAAAAAUUGGCAAUGAGUUUUUAUGUCUCGAUUAAGUCGGCUGAGGAAAUUACUUGUUGUUCAUACUUCCAGUAUCGAAAAUGGUAAUAGAAAUAUUGUUAUGGUUAUUCGAUGUCAACGCUACUGAAGUCAUUUAGAAUUACCAGAUAUAUUAUUUAUUAUCUAAUACUAGUUUUCUAGUUUGGAUUGUGAUGGUUAAAUAAUUAAGAGUAGAUCCACCCGUAAUAGCUUAUUGCAAUUAAAAAUACUCGAAGGAACUCAGUUUAAAAUCAUUGUAGGAGAGGUAAUUGGAAACAUGGAAAAGAUACUUUUGUAAUACGAGUUUUUUACUGGGAAGACGUACGCCAAACAACACAAAUAGACACUACACGCUAUUUUCUUAACAUCCAAACGAGUCCGGGAAAUCUAAUACAACUUUAAUAACAUAAAAAUGUAUAUAAGACUUAGUACGCCCUAAAUUUAAACUAAAAAAACUCCUAACUCGACGCAAAAGUAAAUAAGACAAACUGGGUUUUGUCGUGUUGAUAUUUGUGAAUUGUUAGCGUAUUUUCAUUAAAUUCAUUCGGACUUCAUAAAGAAUUUAUAAAAAAAAACUUCUUGAUUAUUGAGGAUUACAUCGUGAAUACUAGUAAAACCAUGAAAAAUAUUAUUUGGGCUAUCGCUGUGCAACGCAAAAAUACGCCAAAAUGAUAAGUUUACAAUUAAUGCUAUUUAAUCGAAGGCACGUUUGGAAUUUUAAUCGUUUCCGCCUUCAGGGUUGCCGAAUUGAUUGACAACGCCGCCAAUGUUAUAAACGUUAUUCUCGUCUGUUCAUUGUUUUCCCGUGCAAUUACAGCAUCUGGCCCCACGGACGAAACGCCUUGCUCGUGUAAUAACGUUUGACGAACACGAACAACCCAACUAUAAUGUACUGCACUUUACUUACCGUUUAAUCCGUACACGGUUAGGUUAGAUUCGGCCGGAUCAUUCCUAAUACACGCGCGAUUGUUAUCUAAUCCGAAAUCGUGACACGAGUCGAGGCCGGACCAAAAAUUAUGCGUUUAGUAUUCAAUGUCGCCGUUUGCAGUCCAAUGACCAAUCUCCAUAGUUUGGUCGGCUUAAUGAACACUGGUGCACACCGGAAGUACCCUUUCCAAAACGUCUCCGUUUCAGCAACACACACGCGUUAAUCGAAACAGCCAUAAAACGCCCCACGAAUCUAUAAAAUGCAAUAGGUUGGAAUGAGUUAAUACAACCGAACUAAAGUAGUCCAUAAUUCAUUUGUAUUGUCUACAAUAGUUAUAGAUUUUACAACAACCAUACCUGCUUGAUGGGGAAACAGUACAAAAGAUGCACAAUUUCUUAUUCCCCUUGGAAUUGCAACCGAUGUGCCUCAAGCUAUUUUUUUAAAUAAUCACUAAACAUAUUUAUGUUCAAAAAUCCUUUAUAUAUCAAUUGAUCAUUUUAUGUUUCUUAAUGUUCGAAAUCGAUAAAUUAACAUACUUGGACCACGUAUUAAAAUUCUCAUUAAAAUUAAAAGUCACGAGCAUAAAUGUUUUUUUUUUAAUAAGUGUCUCGGAAAAAUACAAUGUCCUAGUAUUAUUUAUACAUGCACCAAUACGGCCAUUAGAGUUUAAUUACCAUGCUAUAUAUUAUUGUGUGUUGUAAAAAUUACGCAAAAGCAGUUUUUUAUUAUAAUAGUCCAUUGAUUUGUUCAAACAUUAAUUUAAUAAUAUUAGUAUUAUUUAUUUUUGAAUGGUUUGUGAAAGAAAAGUGAAGUUAAUUAUUUUACCAGGUAGACGGAUCGAUAUCUACAAAAAAACUGUUAACUGUACACCCUUUUAUAGAAACGCACAUAAAAUACAUAACACAAUUAUUAUUCUAUAAAUUAAAUUCAUUAAAAUAUAAUAUAAAACAUUCAACUAAAUACAGGCAUAUUUUACAUUUAACUGGUGUGUAUAAAAUCAAUGUUUUGAAAUACCAUAUAUUUAUAAAAUCUGAAUGUCAUAAAAUAAAAUAUAAACGAAAACUCGUAUGUACUAAGUAUUAAAAAUAAAAACCAUCCCCACAGCCAUAUUUUUUGGAAUAUAUUAUUUAAAUUAUUAUGUUAUAGGUUUCAAAUAAAUAAGAAAAACUAAAUUUAAAAAAUAUAAGAGUUAUAAAAUACUUAUAGUAAGAAAUUCAACAAAACUAUAAUAGUAUUAUCCUGAACAAAUAUGUUUAAGACACUUAAAACCGAGUAAGGAAAAUAAAACAUUCAUUAUACCUAACAUAAUACGUCGUAUAAAAGUGUUUACUAAUUUUUAACUUUUUUUAAGCUUAGUUGUUAUUUUUCACGUAAACACGUAAUUAGAGUUUAUGUUAUAGCUUAUUAUGAACAAACUCAAUUAAAAACUUUUCGUUUUCUGAGUUCCCAGCUUAAGUGUGAAUUGCCAAUUAUGUUUAAUAUUCCUUUAGCAGUCAAGCGCAUUACCUGUUGGUAUACUGUCUCGCCGAUAAACUAACUAGGUGGUAUUUGUAAAAAACUUCAGUCGGUAUUCUGUUUACUGCACAACUUGCUUGUGCUGUAGCCUGUACCAAUGUACCAAAUGGCCAACUAUAGACUUAAAAGCCGCGGUACUGAUGGGGAAAAAAUGUUCAUGUCAUGGCCAAGAUUUGCCGGCUCUAUAAAAUUAUCUACAAACGUUCUCAUAUUUUGAACUACCCUUGUUCAGCAAUCGCCAAUAAUAAUAUACACGAUAUAGGAUUAUAAUAAAAAUGUCGUUGUUCGCUAGCUCGGUUCAAGUACAUCCAGGCCUUUUCGGUCUUUUGUCUGCGGUAACAAGUGUGUGUUAUGCAUUUAUAUGCUAUUAUAAUAUAUGUAUCGCCCUAUACCACUACAUAACCCGUAUGUAAAUAGCUUUGGCGUGCACGUUUAAUUAAAAUAAACUUUUUUUCGCACAAACGUAAUUUAUUUAAAUAUUUAAAAUUCACACGAAUGGUGUUUGAAUAAACUAUACACUUUCAGGUAACCCAUCGGUUUUGAAAGCUUUUCAGCCGGCCCGACGUUAUCAGUUUGCCCGUAAUAAUCAGAAUUAUUGUGUUUAAGAAACGCGUUUUCCUAUAAUACUUUUCAGAGGUAACAGACCAGCGUUUUUCAUGCACUGAUCCUUGCACAUAAUUAAUGUAAUACUAUAAUAAAUGGAUAUAAUUCCCCAAACGCCCUCCCCUACCCUAUCGUGCCAAAUAAAGGUAUAUCUUGUAACAUGUUCCUAAACACGGUCGUCGUCGUUGACGUUAUUAUUAUUAUCAUUAUUAUUAUUAUUGUUAAUAUUACUAUUAUAUUAUUGUUAUAAAUUAAGUUUAAUUUAAUGCAAUAUUGUCCUGCGUAGUGGUUGUGACUAUUAUAUAGGUACAUAAUUUCAGCUGUGUUAAAUAUUGGUUUACUUACAAUUAGUAAUAAACCGUUUGUCUAAUAUUAUCAAAAUCUAUGACAAAAUAUUAUAUUUUCACUUGUAACCGUUACGCUUACUCUGAAAAAACGUAAUGUUCAAUUCCAUUUAAGUGUAAGAAUAUAAUGUACCUACACAGUGAAAUAGCUGAGAUUUUCCUAUUUAAAAUUACACCUUAGUUCGUAGUUUGAACUUUUUAAGCUAAUCACAAAACUUCACAUAUAAAUCGUUAAGCCACGCAUUGUACGUAUAAAAACAUUUAAUAUAAUUUAUACACAACCAUUAAUUUAAUUUCAAAUGCUCGAGCUUAAACUAUAGCCAAAGAAGCUUCGUGAAAGAUCCUUUAAUAAAAUUGAACAAAUACUAACGUAGUAUACAUUUAAAUUUAAAAAAAAUAUUUAUACUUAAUUUAAUUGUUUUAAUAAGUUUUCGUUUCAAGCUCAAAACUAUUCUAUUGAUUUUUAAAUACUUGAAAAGAUCUGUGCAAAAUAUGAAAAACCCGACAAACCCCAAGCACUUUGACUCCCCUAAAUGGCCACAAUAUAGUUCCUUUUCAUCUUAGCUAAAAUGGGAUGGAAAGAUUAAUAAUUAUAUUGCAGGAUGUCAAUUGAAUACUUACCAACAACCGACGUUUGAAUUUAAACAGUUUUUUUCACAAAAAAUGGACCGUAUUUUUAAUGAAUAUUUCUUAAUAUUCAUUAAAAGUAAUUAAAAAUAUAAAGCUCAUUAAUUUUUGCACAGAGUCCUUUAAUUCUUCAAUUGUCAAUGUAUGUGUGGUGCCAUACAUUUAUAUUAUAUUCAUUUUACGAAUUUUUUAUGUAUAACAUUUUCAACUCGUUUUAUAAUAUAUAAUUAUACAAAUCUUGUCCAUCAUAUUAUAAUCAUUUAGAUGGCAUGGUGCACAAGUGAGAUAAGUGAAUUCAUUUGAGAAAUUGAAUUAUGUUUAACAAUAGAUAUCUAAUAGUCUUUUACACGUUGUGUACAUAAGUUGGAAGCCACUACAUAUCAAUUUGUAUUGCUACAGAACACUUAAAAUUAAUUAAAUUCGUGGAAUGGUAUGAAUGGUAUAAAUGUUCAAAGAUGAUUCCUGUAAAAUUAUAAAGUACAUUUAUUACACAUGUGCACUAUGUCAUCGAUAUAAUUUAUGUUUUUAAAU
Molecule: messenger RNA, 7183 nt
Organism: Adelges cooleyi (spruce gall adelgid)
Lineage: Eukaryota; Metazoa; Arthropoda; Insecta; Hemiptera; Adelgidae
Product: tachykinin-like peptides receptor 99D
Exons: 8
Coding region: 544-1875 (443 amino acids)
Biological process (GO): G protein-coupled receptor signaling pathway
Cellular component (GO): plasma membrane
Molecular function (GO): tachykinin receptor activity
Source: RefSeq, a predicted model, not a curated record